CAUGAUCAGUCUCAUUAGCUUUGGAAGUUGUUAGAACAAAAACAAAAAAAAUAACAAAAAAAAAAAGUGCAGUGAUGAAGCAUAAUAAUUCGAAAGAAAUGGAAAUGAGAGAAACUUCUAGAAGAUCUCCGGGCGGAACCCAUUUCGUGGAUAUCCACGAAGUACCCGAAGAAGAAGAAGAAGAUGAAGAAGAAGCACGCGAAGAAAACAAGCCCACGAAAAUGGCUACUAAUAAUAAUAAACGUUUUAACAAACCGAUUAAAAUACGAGAGAUGAAAAGACCUAACAACAGUAGUUUUAGCCGGCAAGUUUCGCUGGAAACGGGGUUUUCGGCGCUGAACGGAGACAAGACGGAGAGGAAAGGAGUACUGCCGAGAAGUGGGAACAGUUUCGGAGGAUUCGGUUCUCUUCAUAGAAGCGGUGUUGGUGGUGUUGGAGCGGAAGGUGGUGGAAAGAAAGGGGAUUUUAGCAUGUUUAGAACGAAAUCAAGUCUCGUUAGGCAGAACUCGAAGCUGCCAUUGAUUAAAAAGGAGAGUGGAAUCCUUGUUGAUCAGUAUAUUAACGAUGUUUCGUCGUCGUCUCGUAGGGUUGAUAAUGAUAAUGAAGAUGAAGAUUCUGUUAACAAAAGUGUUCCUGCUGGUAGAUACUUUGCUGCUCUCACCGGACCUGAACUUGACCAAGUCAAGGAUUCGGAAGACAUACUUCUUCCGAAGGACGAGAAAUGGCCGUUCCUUCUCCGUUUCCCAAUCGGCUGCUUCGGCAUAUGUCUCGGCUUGAGCAGCCAAGCCAUCCUCUGGCGCGCCCUCUCCACAAGCCGAGCCACCAAAUUCCUACACGUCACUCCCAUCGUCAACCUCGCCAUCUGGCUACUCGCCCUCGGCGUAUUCGUCGCAGUUUUCACCACCUACGCGCUAAAAUGCGCCUUCUACUUCGAAGCCGUCAAGAGGGAGUACUUCCACCCCAUACGUGUCAACUUCUUCUUCGCCCCUUGGAUCGUGUGCAUGUUCCUCGCCAUAGGUGUCCCGCCCUGCAUCGCACAGGAUCGCCUCCACCCGGCCUUAUGGUGCGCCUUCGCGGGCCCCAUCAUCUUCCUCGACCUCAAGAUCUACGGCCAGUGGCUCUCCGGCGGGAAGCGGCGUUUGUCCAAGGUGGCGAACCCGUCAUCGCAUCUCUCCGUGGUGGGGAACUUCGUCGGGGCAAUACUGGCGGCGCAGGUCGGGUGGUUGGAGGCGGGGAAGUUUAUGUGGGCGGUGGGUUUCGCGCACUAUAUGGUGGUGUUUGUGACAUUGUACCAGAGAUUGCCGACGAGUGAGGCGCUGCCGAAGGAGCUCCACCCUGUGUACUGUAUGUUUAUUGCGACUCCGGCCGCGGCGAGCAUCGCAUGGGGGGCUAUUUACGGGGAGUUCGACGGGCUGUCGAGGACUUGCUACUUUAUUGCCUUGUUUCUCUAUUGCUCCCUCAUUGUGCGCAUCAACUUCUUCAGGGGAUUCAAGUUCUCGGUGGCGUGGUGGUCUUACACAUUUCCGAUGACAACAGCAUCGAUAGCGAGCAUCAAAUACGCGGAGCAAGUUCCGACAGUAAUAAGUAAAUGCCUGGCUUUAGCACUUUCUUUAAUGUCAUCAACAAUGGUGUCCAUACUAUUAGUCUCCACGCUUCUCCAUGCUUUCGUGUGGUGCACACUCUUCCCGAACGAUCUCGCCAUAGCCAUCACAAAGAGGAAACUCGGCAAGGACAAGAAGCCUUUCAAAAAGGCGGCCUAUGAUUUAAAACGCUGGACUAAACAGUCACCGCUGUCGCUUGUUACAAGCAUACGAAAGCACAAUUCUCCAGAUAAGGAUACAGAGGCUGAUAAACAAUAAGGAAAAGAAAAAGGACUAAAUUGCAAGUAAUAUUUGUAACAGGGACGAAAUUGGAAGUAAUAUUUGUACCAUGGAGAAUAUACUCUUGAUAUUUUUAUAUACAUUCUGGCUUGAGACA
This is a messenger RNA of Erythranthe guttata (spotted monkey flower), 1977 nucleotides long. The record is from RefSeq and is a predicted model, not a curated record. NCBI's taxonomy places the organism in Eukaryota, Viridiplantae, Streptophyta, Magnoliopsida, Lamiales, Phrymaceae.